This is a messenger RNA of Plasmopara halstedii, 2241 nucleotides long. RefSeq names its product Extracellular protein SEL-1 and related proteins. The transcript has a single exon. Gene Ontology annotation, molecular function: protein binding. The coding region runs from base 1 to 2241 and encodes 746 amino acids. NCBI's taxonomy places the organism in Eukaryota, Oomycota, Peronosporomycetes, Peronosporales, Peronosporaceae. The record is from RefSeq and is a predicted model, not a curated record.
AUGGUUCGUUUGUACGGCUGUUCUAUCGCGCUGCUUUCGGCUAUCGCAUUCGCUUCUACUUCAUUUAGUGAGGAGGAUGUCGGCACAGAAAAAUCUACAUCGCACAGUCCAAACGAUGUUUACACAGCGUCUGCCCAGAAAGUUGCGUCGUGGGAAGUACAGCCCGAUGGAUCUGCCAUUACCAAAGAUUCAAAAUCGCCUUCGCCUCUUAGUGCCAAGGCACAAAUUCGGAGGGACGAGAACGGCAAGUGGAUCGUUGUGCCUUAUGAGAAAACUGUAGGCCUUGAUGUCAUAUCUUCACCACAGCUGCCACAAGCAAAACAAGCUGAGGCGAUCGAAGCUGAAAACGACGUUGAUGUCGUCGAAAAGGCGACCGAUUCGAUGUUUCUGACCCCAUCAAAGUCUUUUCUUGCACUGGAAGCUCGCAUCGCUAAUGAAGGAUAUACGUCCGAGUUAAUGGACGAGCUAGUGAGAAUAUCUCAGACAUACGAAGAUCCUCCAGAUCAGCGGAAGGGGAAUGAUUGGGCGUUUGCAGUCACACACAUGUCGUUGAGACAAUUAUUCAGGCCUAAUAGCAUGACAAAAGAAGAUCAAGUGUUUAUUGACGCGAUCUUUAACCUUAAAAUUGCCGCGGAUUAUGGAGCACAAGUGGCACGUGAAGUCAUUGCCAUGCUUGAUCUCAUUGGUGUGCCCGAUCCAGACGAGUUGGACGAUCCGAAUUUGCCCCCACUUUCACGAGAAGAACGGAGACUCGAAGGAAUUGAGGCGCUCCAAUCGUUAGCUUCUUUUAAUGACUCGAUGGCAAUGCUGACUGUGGCGUAUGGCACGUUGUCUGGUGAAAUUCCAGCACAAUCCACCGAUCUGAAAAUUCUUGCAGAUUCAGACGCAGUGUGCGAAGCAGCCGCGACUCUUUAUCGCAAGUGUGCAGACCAUAAUGUAUAUGUUAUUGCUGCUGAAGGAAAUGAGCGAUUUCCUGAUAUCGUGCGCUUAUCGGGCCGAUCGCGUAGUAGCGCUUGGGAUGUGAUCGGAUUGGGUGGCUUGGAUUACGAAAGCCAACCUCUCGCUUUGAUCGAACACUAUCUCACAAUUGCUAACGAUCCGAUGGAUAAAGAAUAUUUACGGGCGAUGCUGUAUCUUGGUGACCUCUACUUCUCUGGCGAUCCGGCAGCUCAUAUUGCACCGGAUCAGAGACUUGCUGCGCAAUACUACCGUCGAGCUGCAGAAGCUGGUAGCUCGGCGGCUCAAGCCAACUAUGGCAUGGUUCUUGCCAAGGGUAUGGGGGUCGUGCAGGACUAUGCACAAGCAAUCAUGUAUCUUAAUCGCGCUGCUAAAAAGAAUAAUUCAUUCGCUUUUUUCGGCCUUGGUGAACUCUACUUCCGCGGAUAUGGCGUACCACAGAAUGUCUCCCUUGCUCUUAGCUUUUUCAAUGAAGCUUUGAGUCAAGGCUAUGCGCUAGCACACUCAUUUCUAGGAUCAAUCUAUUUACACGGUCAAGAAGGUGUGCCAAUCGAUCACAACAAGGCCUUAUAUCAUUACAAAGCAGCUGUCAACGCGACGGGUGGCAAGGCAAGUCAACCACUCCAUGACUUGGCUGGCAUGCACUACCAUGGGUAUGGCACACCACGUUCGUGUGCCAAAGCUUUACCUCUUUUCCGCUCGGUUGCUUUGCAUCACGACAUCAAUUCAAACUUUCCUUUUUCGCACGAUAAAGCGUACGAAUGCUAUAAGAAAGAAGACUACCUUCGUGCGUACCUGCAGUACCGACUCAUUGCCGAAUUAGGGGAUGUAGACGCACAAUGCAAUGCUGCUUAUUUGUUGGAGCACCAUGGAGACAGCAUCUUUAAGUGGCGCUGGCUUGCCCUUUCGGCGAGAAGCACAAGUAAUCCGUUAUUACAUGAAGCAUUUACUCUAUACUCGCAGGCAGCAGCGUUGAACGACUCGGAAGCGAUUCGAAAAACGGGUAUAUGUUACCAUGAGCCGUGGGACGGCGUUUGUCCUAGCAACCGUACUGAAGCAUUCAAGCGGUACCAGCUUGCCGCAGAAUUAGGCGACGCACAAGCUGGUCACAACUGCGGAUUAAUGCUGUUGACAGGCGAUGGAAUUCCGCAAAACAUGACAGCAGCGAGAAGCCACUUUGUCCAUUGCAGCAAUGCAAACUUUCCUGCAAACGUGCCGUGUGCUCUCGUGCUUUUAGGACUUGGUUUUCUACAGAGUAUCAAAACACUCGUCGGCUGGAUUUGA